AUGAGUAAUUCGCGAGAGAGGCCUCGAGAGCGGCCCCGCCCGCGCUUUGCUCCCAUACCCAUUGAGACCACCUUCGAACGCUACCGCAAGACAGUCCCCCCCGGCGAGCUCACGCCCAGUCCCUCGCCGCGUUCCGCCUCGCCGCGGUCGCCCCGCGUGAAACGACGGUUUGCACCGCAGCUGGUCGAGUCGUCGGUCCGGAGAUCUCGCCGAGCAGGAGACGAGGGGCCCGCCACCAGGCCGACGGACAAGACAGAUAUCACACCCUACACUAACCACAUAUACGCCCCAAAACCACGCAGGCGUCCCAGCCACGAGCCGAGCCAUGAUGUCGUGCCGGUCACGCCUUCGAGGCAGAAGGGCCACGCCCGGCGGGAGUCGUGCGAUGACGAGAUUGCAGGCGGCGUCUUCGACCUGGUGGCUCGCGAUGCCCAGAGGAAGCUGCAGGAGGUGGCCAUGAGCGCCUUCCCCAACAGCGGGCAGCGCAUCGGGGGUGCCGAGCAUUUCUACGUACGGGAGGGGUCCGACGAUGACAGCCCCCGGGGGCGGACUACGGUCCGAGGCCCGUGGGCUCACCUGCAGUCGCGGCGGAACUCGUCCCAGGAAGACAUCAGCUGGGCGUUCAAGGAGAUGCAGGAGCAUGCCCAUCUGGUGAGCCGGGAAAUGGAACGCAUGUCCACGAUGGAUCUCGAUAACAUGAGCAUGGACAGCCCGCCGUGCGACGCCAUGGGCCUGACGAGAGGCCCCAGGGCGUCCAUGUCCAGUUCUCCCAUGUGGUCCUCGAGGAUGUCGUCGGGCUCGCUGGUCCCGAUCGGGGAGACGCACAUGCCGCUGCUUCGUGCCGAGUCCCCCCUCGCCACGAUCGGCGAGGCCGCCAUGCCGUACCUGCCUCCCGAGUCUCCGCUGAUGCGUCCCAUCGGCGAGUCGUACAUGCCCUACAUCCCCUCGGCUCCGCCGGGCAAGUCGGCAAACAUGCCAUAUGUCCCGGCCUCGCAGAUACCGGCCGAGACCAACUUCCAGACCUACUCGUCGCCCUUUUACUCGUACGGCCAGGAGAGAGAUCUGUCCCUGGAGCGGGCGCGCAACCAGCACCGCAUGCGGAUCAAGACCUCUCCGCCCAUGCUGGGCGACGACCUGACGUUCCGCAUGUGUCCGUCGCCUAAGAUGACGAAGCUGGAGCCGGACCAUCUGUGGGAUCUGGAAAAGGGCCAGACGGCAGAGCAGCAGAACCGCGAUCCUAGCGAACAGCGCGGUCUGUGGCGCGGGUAUUGCUUCACAAACGACCAGACGGAAAAGCUCGCCCGCGUAGAUCGACCGGCAAUGCUGCACACGCCGCUGCCUCUCCGGUUAGCAGAGGACCCGUUUUCUCAGGCGUUUGGGGCCACCGCUCCCGUCGACCAGAGCGAGCAGACGUCACCCACCGGUAGCGCGACGCGGGCCGGCACCGUUCCGCUGCCUGGCAAGAACGACAACGGACCGCAACACAUGCUGCGCCCAGGGCACCGGACACGCACGCAGGAGCCCAAGGGACUGCACAUGCUGCAGGGGCUGCAGAACCUGGACGAGCGGCUGCGAAAGGAGAAGGCGGCGGCAGAGCUUGAGGAGAAGAUUGCGGCCGAGUUUGACGACAAGUUCGUGACGCAGGUGUACAACUACCUGUCGCUGGGGUACCCGGCGCUCGCGCGGCAGUACGACGAGGAGCUGAGCAAGAUCAACCGGAUCAGCGUCGAAGAGCUCGAGCAGGACGACGACGCCAUCAUGGACCACCUCCCCGGCGGCAAGAAGACGCAGCCCACGGGGCACAUCAUGCUAGAUAGCGAAGAGAAGGAUGGCAUCCGUGAGGAGGACCGCUGUCCGCGGUGGAAGGCGCUGAAACUGUACAUCUACGAGUGGGCGCGGCAGCACCCCGAUCUCAACGCCAUCAGCCCGCUCGCGUGGGGUGUGCGAGAGCGGAGGGGGAGCUGGGGGAUAUAA
This is a messenger RNA of Lasiosphaeria miniovina, 1974 nucleotides long. RefSeq lists its product as uncharacterized. Bases 1 to 1974 code for a protein of 657 amino acids. The record is from RefSeq and is a predicted model, not a curated record. The transcript has 2 exons. Lineage: Eukaryota; Fungi; Ascomycota; Sordariomycetes; Sordariales; Lasiosphaeriaceae.